CGUCACAGCGGACAGCAAAUGACGCUCGGAAGAAGCCAUCGCAGCUGUAAUCUUCCUUUUCCGGCGAAUUAUUUUAUUUCAUAACUUGUGAUAAAUAUGACGGAGAUUUUUUCAACGCUGUACGGUCAAAACGAAACUCAGGGACCAGCCGGUUCGUCUUCUUUGGCUUUCGGAGCGGGGAAGCCGCCGCCGCCUCUUCCGCCAAACCAGGUCUCAGUGACGGCGCAGAUGCCACCGCAGCUCGGGGAUGAGGGGCCUGCUCUGCGGAAGCCAGGAGCCAUGAAUGAGCCCUUCUAUUUACUGCGAGAGCUGCCCGUUGGGAACGAGCUGACUGGAAACACGAACCUCAUCACACACUACAACCUGGAACACGCCUACAACAAAUUCUGUGGGAAGAAGGUGAAGGAAAAGCUCAGCAACUUUCUACCAGAAUUACCAGGGAUGAUCGACUGUCCCGGGACUCAGGACGGUAGCUCACUUCGCUCGCUCAUCGAUAAACCCCCGGUAUCUGGAAACUCCUUUAGUCCACUGACCGGCGCCAUGCUAACAGGCUUCAGACUACACACUGGGCCGCUGCCAGAACAGUACAGACUCAUGCACAUACAACCUCCAAAGAAGAAAAGCAAACACAAGCACAAACACCAUCGGCCCCAGGACCCUCUACCACAAGCAGAAACUCCAUCAGACACUGACCCUAAGAAGAAGAAGAAGAAGAGGGAUGAUGAUCCUGACCGGAAGAAAAAGAAGAAAGACAAGAAAAAGAAGAAGAACCGCCACAGUCCAGACCACCCCGGCCUCGCCGGCUCACAGCCCAACAGCAACAGCCUCAGAUAGAUAGGGCCCACUGUGUGAGUGCAUGUGUGUGACUGCAUUUUGUAAGAGAAGAUGUGUGUGUGUGUUUUAUGAAGACUUGUAUUAUUGAGAGAACGGCAGUGUGACCGAGCAGCGGAUGAAAUGUUGGUGAGCUGUUGUGCGCAGCGAAAGGAUGUUUGGUUAUGUUGUAACAUCUUUUGACCUUGAUGCCACCUUCAAAUAAACUUUGGUAUUAU
This is a messenger RNA of Synchiropus splendidus (mandarinfish), 1049 nucleotides long. It is a transcript of the gene med19a, whose product is annotated as mediator complex subunit 19a. Gene Ontology annotation, cellular component: mediator complex. The transcript is spliced from 6 exons. NCBI's taxonomy places the organism in Eukaryota, Metazoa, Chordata, Actinopteri, Syngnathiformes, Callionymidae. The record is from RefSeq and is a predicted model, not a curated record. The coding region runs from base 97 to 834 and encodes 245 amino acids. Gene Ontology annotation, molecular function: transcription coregulator activity; transcription factor binding. Gene Ontology annotation, biological process: positive regulation of transcription by RNA polymerase II.